AUGAACGACCUACCAAAAACACAAACCGUAAUCUGCAAAGCCUGCGGUAUCGUGCACAGUCCACGCCACUGGGCGGACGAGGCGAAGCAGCACUGCACACCCGCCGCCACCACGGCGGCAUCCAACAAGUCGCCAAAGACCCACCAACAACACAAGAAGCACGAGCUCUGGGAGGACAAGGCUGGUCAAUUCAUCAAGCAGUUCUCUCGCAGCAAGACUGCGCCGGUCUUUGUGGCUUCCUCGGAGGCGGAGGAGGAGGAGAAGAAGAAGCAUGUGGAGAGGACGCCAGCGCCGCUGUUGAGACGAUCGACGAGUCUGUCGAGGCGGGACAGUUCGCUGGAUAUGGGAGACGGGGUUAUUGAUUUUAGGGACGAGGAUGGGAGGUUCGCGGGGGAGUGGGAUCAUGUGGUGCUGAAGAAGAAGGGGAAGACGCUGGCUUGA
Molecule: messenger RNA, 441 nt
Organism: Cyphellophora europaea CBS 101466
Lineage: Eukaryota; Fungi; Ascomycota; Eurotiomycetes; Chaetothyriales; Cyphellophoraceae
Exons: 2
Coding region: 1-441 (146 amino acids)
Source: RefSeq, a predicted model, not a curated record